AUGGUAGUGGUCGGGAUGAUGUUGGUGGUUGCCGGCGAUUAUAAUGGUGGUCGGUUGCCGGAUUAUGGUGGUCGAAUGAUGGUGGCCGGCGAUGUGGUUGGUGGCCGACGUGGGAUCAUACGAUCACUAAUCAUGUCUAACAUAGAAGAAAAUAGAGUAGGGAGCAACUCUAACCCUAUUGUUCCGAGCAAUGAUGAAAGUGAAAUGGAUUACGAGUCUGACAUUCAUAGUUACACCAGCUACGAACUUAUUCUGCGUCAAGUUUUAAGAGCAGGAGAAGCUGAUAGUGAUGAUGAAGCCCUUCCUGUUUUGAGACCUGAUAGUGAUUCUGAGCCUGAGAUUGAGUUUGAGUUUGAGCCUGAACCUGAGCCCGAGCCUGAGCCCGAGCCUGAGCCCGAGCCUGAGCCAGAGGAAGAUAAGCAUCAACUUUAA
Molecule: messenger RNA, 432 nt
Organism: Spinacia oleracea (spinach)
Lineage: Eukaryota; Viridiplantae; Streptophyta; Magnoliopsida; Caryophyllales; Amaranthaceae
Exons: 4
Coding region: 1-432 (143 amino acids)
Source: RefSeq, a predicted model, not a curated record